This is a messenger RNA of Ipomoea nil (Japanese morning glory), 1936 nucleotides long. Its product is annotated as O-glucosyltransferase rumi homolog. The transcript has 6 exons. The record is from RefSeq and is a predicted model, not a curated record. The coding region runs from base 258 to 1871 and encodes 537 amino acids. Lineage: Eukaryota; Viridiplantae; Streptophyta; Magnoliopsida; Solanales; Convolvulaceae.
UACAAGCAACUCAACUCCUCCCGCCUCUCCCUCUCUCUCGACACCUGGUUUACCAGCCCAGAUACCAACUUCAAUUCGUCUAUAUACACGUACACAAAAUUCCGGCCUACCUUCUCAUCUGAUCGAGUUAGUCGAUCGCCAUGAUAUAUUAUAUAAAUGCUACAAAUUAAAGCCUCACCAUAUGAUAUCAUAUCUUAUAUCUAUGCUUAAUUAUGCUGGUAGCUAACUAGCUAAGCUAGGUAGUGUAUAUACGUAAUAUGGUGCGUCCGCAUAUAUUGAAAAUGAGGGAGACUAGUGAGGGCGCUAGGCUUUACAGACACUUUACAGACACGAACUGGAGACCAUUACCGGCGAUUAAGACUCUGGGGCGCUCUUCACUUGCCGUCUUCUUCUUUAUGGUUCUCUGCGUCGGCGCGUUCGUUUCCACGCGUUUGCUAGACUCCACUGUCACCGCACAGCAUCCAACAAGAUUAUCUCAUCAGAAAAUAAUUGAAAAUGAAAUCCCUCCACUGAAUUGUUCACUUAGAACUCCCAUGGCAAGCUGCCCUGCUAAUUACUACCCAUCAUCAAAGCUGACUAGGACGAGGACGAGGAUUCAAGAUUCCCCAUCCCCAACACCAACACAAUCAUCAUCAAAAUGUCCAGAUUACUUCCGUUGGAUCUAUGAUGACUUGUGGGCGUGGAGGGAGAGUGGUAUUAGCAGAGAGAUGGUGAUGAGUGCGAGGAGGACAGCCAACUUUCGGCUGGUGAUAGUGAAUGGGAUUGCGUACUAUCACAAUUACAGAAAGUCAUUUCAAAGUAGAGACACUUUUACUCUGUGGGGUAUUUUACAAUUGUUGCGGAGGUAUCCCGGUAAAGUGCCGGAUUUGGAUCUAAUGUUCGAUACUGUUGAUUGGCCAGUCAUCAAAAAACAAAGUUAUGUUCCAGAUCCUCGUCCAAAUGACACCACUACAGCCCCCCCACCUUUGUUCCGCUACUGCGGGGAUGAAGCUACUUGGGAUAUUGUCUUUCCUGAUUGGUCAUUCUGGGGAUGGCCUGAAAUCAAUAUUAAGCCAUGGGAGGGAUUAUCAAAGGAGCUGAAAGAAGGGAAUGUGAAGAUUAAAUGGGUGGACAGGGAGCCAUAUGCAUACUGGAAGGGAAAUCCUGCAGUUGCUGCAACCAGAAAGGAUCUGCUCAAAUGUAAUGUCUCAGAAAAGCAGGAUUGGGGUGCUCGUGUGUAUGCACAGGAUUGGAUUCAGGAACAGAAGCAAGGUUACCAGCAGUCUAACUUAGCCGACCAGUGCAUUCACCGAUACAAGAUUUAUAUUGAAGGAUCUGCAUGGUCUGUGAGUGAGAAAUACAUCUUAGCAUGUGAUUCUCUGACUUUACUAGUGAAGCCCCAUUACUACGAUUUCUACACCAGAGGUUUGAUGCCAAUGAAGCACUAUUGGCCUAUAAGGGAUGAUGACAAAUGCAAAUCUAUUAAGCAUGCUGUUGACUGGGGCAAUAAUCAUCAUCAACAGGCAAAAGAGAUUGGCAUGGCAGGAAGCAAGUAUAUUCAGGAGGAAUUGAAAAUGGAAUAUGUGUACGACUACAUGUUCCAUCUUUUGAGCGAGUAUGCCAAGCUCUUGAAAUACAAAUCAACCGUACCUCCAGAGGCAGUUGAGCUUUGUUCGGAGAAGAUGGUUUGUGGCGCAAACGGACUGGAGAAGCAAUUUAUGAUGGAAUCUCUGGUCAAAGCUGCUCCAUCCACCACUGCGCCCUGCACAAUGCCGCCUCCCUUUGAUCCUGCAACUCUUAACGCUAUUGUGGAUACCAGAGAAAGUUCAAUCAAGCAAGUAGAUUCCUGGGAAAAACAAUAUUGGCACCAUCAAAACAACCUCAAUAUCUAAUCCCACAUACCAUACCAUACAUACAACAGUCAUGCUACCCACUUCUUAAUCAUACAUAUUUUACA